Molecule: messenger RNA, 1477 nt
Organism: Clupea harengus (Atlantic herring)
Lineage: Eukaryota; Metazoa; Chordata; Actinopteri; Clupeiformes; Clupeidae
Gene: mos
Product: serine/threonine-protein kinase mos-like
Exons: 1
Coding region: 56-1057 (333 amino acids)
Biological process (GO): protein phosphorylation
Molecular function (GO): protein serine/threonine kinase activity; ATP binding
Source: RefSeq, a predicted model, not a curated record
UGAACUCCAGACAAAUUAGCAAGUUUAGUAACACAAUUGAGCGCUUCAGUCAAUAAUGCCAUCUCCAAUUCCAGUUACGCGGUUACUUCCCAGAGACUUUGGGGUAUCGGUGGAGCUAGGGGCGUGCAGCAGCCCACUGAUCAAGUAUACCGCCGGAUCCACGUUAGCGGUUCCAACAAACACAUUCCGCAACAAAGUUACCAGCAGACUCUGGUCGUCCGUCAUUCACUGGAACGAGCUCCACAGUUUAGUGCCUCUUGGGUCUGGUGGGUUCGGUUCAGUUUACAAAGGUCUGUACUUUGACGAAACCGUCGCCGUCAAAAAGGUGAAGAGAUGUACAAAGAACAGGCUGGCGUCCAGGCAGAGUUUCUGGGCAGAACUGAAUGCCGCGCACCUGCGCCACAAAAACCUGGUCCGAGUAAUUGCGGCCAGCACAUACAUUCCAGCUGAUCAAGAGAACGCUGAUAACAUUGGUACGAUAAUAAUGGAAUUUGCUGGAAGCAGGGAUCUGCAGCAUGUUAUCUACGGGGGUGUGGAGCCACUGGUAGAAAGCAGGUGCAUGAAAUACUCAAUCGACAUAGCUCUAGGUCUAGAGUAUCUGCAUGCACACAGCAUAGUACACCUAGAUGUGAAGCCUGCCAACGUGAUCGUAUCCGAUACCGACGUGUGCAGACUGGCUGACUUCGGUUGUUCGCUGAAGCUUGAGUGUUCUGGAGAACUGAGCCCUCUCAUACACCACCUUGGCGGUACAUAUACACACCGGGCGCCCGAACUGUUGAAAGGUGAAGAAGUUACCUUGAAGGCUGAUGUAUACUCCUUUGGCAUCUCGCUGUGGCAGCUCAUUGCCUGUGAACUGCCGUAUGAAGGUGACCGCCAAUGCAUCCUUUACGCGGUUGUGGCUUAUGAUUUACGGCCACCUGUUAACGGGAAUAUGUUUAGAGACUCGACUUUCGGACAGACGUCUAAAGCUCUUCUGAUCAGGUGCUGGAACGCCAAACCAAACCAAAGACCAACUGCUGAGCAACUUGUCACAGAGCUGAAAAAGAUGCAAGGCUGAAGAAUUCCCCCACCCCACGCACGAACGUGCAAUAUUCUCUACAAAUGCCUUCCAUCGAAAUGGGAUGACCAAAUAUUAAUAAAUAAAAUAUUAUUCUGCGAAGGGAUUUCAUGAGAAUUAUAGCAGGCUACUUCCCCUAUAUUAUUUUUUAUUUUAUUUUGUACCUGUUUUACUGUUUUGCAGGCGUCCCUGAACUUCCCAGACUGUUGGCCACCAGAGCGCGCCACUGACUUUGCAGUCAUGUUAAAUGUUUCUAACAUAAAUGUUUCUAAAUGAUUGUGCUGCUUUACUUUUACAAUGUAUGCACAACUGUAUGUAUUUUAAGGGUAUUGAUUAAAAAUAUUUAAAAAUCACACUCACCUUACCUUCUUUGACACAGACAUGGCAUAGAAGUCUGCGACACACGCCAAACUCAUUGGU